CAAACAAACCCCACGAGUCAAGACAUUAAUUUCCAAAUCCGUAUUUAUUGCUUUCUCCUCUUGACUAAGCAAAAUGCUGAAGAAAGUGAGGCGAAAGGUCAAAUCAUUCGUCACCAAACCCUUUAAAAAGUCUAAUAAGAGCAGACCUUCAAGACCUCCAUCACCACCAGAUCCACCACCACCACCUACUCUUCCUCUUCUUACACCAUCUCCGACGCCUCAAGAGAUGUCUUCAUCGAGACAAAGGAACGCUCCGUUUCUCUUCCCGAGAUCCGAAUCAUCCGUCUUACCCGACCCGUCUCGUUUCUUCAGCCACGAUCUCCUCUCAACUCCUCUCCCAACAAACUCCUUCUUCCAAAACUUCACCCUCAAAAACGGCGACCAAGCCGAGUACUUCCACCCUUACAUCGUCAAACCAUCUCCUUCAUCUCUCUCCAUUUCGUACCCGACUCUCUCCCACAACUCCGCCUUCAUCUUCGAGGCUUUCAACGCCGACAUCACCGUCUCCGGGUCGGACGGACCCGACCCGCAUUCGAGGAAGACUCAUCUGAUCUCUUCCUUCAGCGAUCUCGGCGUCACUCUCGAUUUCCCUUCCUCUAACCUCAGAUUCUUCCUUGUCAGAGGAAGCCCCUUCAUCACCUGCUCUGUCUCCGACAGCAACUCCUCGAUCACAAUCUCAACGAUCCACGCGGUUUUGUCGUUUUCCUGCAACAGCUCAUCCACCAAGUACACCGCUAAGCUCAACAACAACCAGACCUGGCUGAUCUACGCCUCUUCCCCGGUUCACUUAAAUCAAACCGGAGGCUCUUCAAUUAACUGCAGUCCUGGAUUUUCCGGUAUUCUCCGGUUCGCCGUACUACCCGAUCCAAGCCCUGAUUUUGAAUCGAUCCUCGACCGGUUUAGCUGCUGUUACCCAGUCUCCGGCGACGCUGAUUUAACAAAGCCGUUCACUUUGGAGUAUAACUGGGAGAAGCGAGGCUACGGAGACCUCUUAAUGCUCGCUCACCCUCUCCACCUGAAGCUUCUAUCAACCGACGACUGUUCAAUCUCCGUCCUAGAGAGCUUCCGUUACAGAAGCAUCGACGGAGAUUUGGUCGGCGUCGUCGGAGAUUCAUGGGUUUUGAGACCGGACCCCGUUUCGGUGACGUGGCACUCCAUCAAAGGAGUAGAGGAAGAUCGUCGCGAGGAGAUCAUCUCCGCUCUCGUUAAAGACGUCAACGCGUUGGACUCCUCCGCUCCGGUAACGAACUCGUCGUACUUCUACGCGAAACUGAUCGCGCGAGCCGCGAGGUUGGCUCUGAUCGCCGAAGAAGUCUGCUACCUCGACGCGAUUCCGGCGAUCAGGAAGUAUCUGAGGAGCAUGAUCGAGCCGUGGCUGGACGGGACUUUCGAGCCGAACGGGUUCCUUUACGACCCCACGUGGGGAGGCGUGAUCACGAAGCAAGGGUCGAGAGACCCCGGAGCUGACUUCGGGUUCGGGGUUUACAACGACCAUCAUUACCAUCUCGGCUACUUCCUCUACGCGAUCGCCGUGCUGGCCAAGAUCGAUCCUUUGUGGGGGAAGAGGUACAGGCCUCAGGCGUAUGCUCUGAUGGCGGAUUUCAUGACGCUGGGGAAGAAGAAGAAGAAAGGAGCGAGCUUUGUUAGUUCCGGUUCGGUUUACCCGCGUCUGAGAUGCUUUGAUCUCUUCAAGCUUCAUUCUUGGGCUGGUGGGCUGACGGAGUUCGCCGACGGGAGGAACCAGGAGAGCACGAGCGAGGCUGUGAACGCUUAUUACUCCGCUGCUUUGUUGGGGUUGGCUUACGGGGAUACGCAUCUGGUGGCGGCGGCUUCGACGGUUUUGACGUUAGAGAUUCACGCCGCGAAGAUGUGGUGGCAGGUGAAAGAAGGCGACACUAUUUAUCCGGCAGACUUCACGGCGGAGAAUCGUGUGGUUGGGGUUUUAUGGUCGACGAAGAGAGACAGUGGCUUAUGGUUCGCACCAAAGGAAUGGAAAGAGUGUCGGCUUGGGAUACAGUUAUUACCGAUACUCCCAGUGUCGGAGAUUCUGUUCUCGGAUGUGAAGUUCGUGAAGCAACUCGUGAAUUGGACUAUGCCGGCGUUGGCGAGAGAGGGUGUCGGAGAAGGGUGGAAAGGGUUUGUGUAUGCUUUGGAGAGUAUUUACGACAAAGAUGGAGCGAUGGAGAAGGUUAGAGGAUUAAAUGGGCAUGAUGAUGGGAACUCUCUGAGUAAUCUGUUGUGGUGGAUUCAUAGUAGAGGUGGUGGUGAUGAUGAUGACUACGACGAUGAAGGUGGGUACGGAGGUCAUGACGGUGGCGGGAAGUAUUGCUCGUUUGGUCAUUAUUGUAAUUAAGCUUCUAAGUUGUCUUUUUGGUUUGUUAAAUAAAACAAUGUUUAAUA
Messenger RNA from Raphanus sativus (radish), 2400 nucleotides. RefSeq names its product glucan endo-1,3-beta-D-glucosidase 1. NCBI's taxonomy places the organism in Eukaryota, Viridiplantae, Streptophyta, Magnoliopsida, Brassicales, Brassicaceae. The record is from RefSeq and is a predicted model, not a curated record. The transcript has 2 exons. Bases 74 to 2353 code for a protein of 759 amino acids. Gene Ontology annotation, molecular function: endo-1,3(4)-beta-glucanase activity.